Saccoglossus kowalevskii is the source of this 828-nucleotide messenger RNA. RefSeq lists its product as uncharacterized. The record is from RefSeq and is a predicted model, not a curated record. NCBI's taxonomy places the organism in Eukaryota, Metazoa, Hemichordata, Enteropneusta, Harrimaniidae.
UACGCCACAUUACAGAUAUAUAGUCUUCAAUCAAUUCAACAUUUGGUCGACGUACAGGUUCGCCUAAAUUUCGGGAUGGCCGACGUUUCUACUUGGACAAUUUGUGGUUUAAUUUUCUGCCUACUUCAAACACAAGGCCAUGUCUUACGGGGACUGGGUCCCGUUGCUACCGACGAUUCGCUGAAACCCCAAGUCCGUCGUUGUGACUCAGAGGAACUGGACUUUAAAAUGGAAUUGCUCCCCGACGAACCGCUGCAGCUUUCAAGAAAGCGAUAUGAUUUAACGUUUGAGACUACAUGGCCACACGACCUUACAAGUGGAGUAAUAACAACAAUGCUAUAUCUCGAAGAUAGAAUGAUUUUGGAGUAUAGUGCCGAUGCCUGUAGAACUUUUGGUUUGAAGCGUUAUAAAACAGUGGGUAUUGCUUGUCCACUCAAGCAAGAUGAAACCUACUAUUACAAGGGACCUUUUGUGUUGCACUGGGAUAAUUUUACUGCAGAACCGGGACACUACCAUGGAAACAUCACUAUUCAAAAUGAAAACAAUGAACCGAUGUUCUGCGCCGAUGUCAGUUGGACUAUUUUGGGAUAAUUGAAUCGAAGAAUAUGAUCCGAACAAAUAUUCAACGUUUUUUUUUAUUAUACAUGUUGUCAUGCAGUUUAUUUGUAAAUCUGAUUAAAAUCUGAUAUAGGUAUUAUACGGAUCGAGGUAUGAUACAGAGUAAAUAUGAAAAACUAUAUCUUACUAUAAUGGUAAACUAUACGAAAUGAACAUUUCAUUAUUAAUUUGUCAAACAAUAGAAUAAGUGUAGAAAAUAAUAGUAGCCAG